UCGGUGGUGGAUUCAUUUUUACAGGCAAGGUGCAUAAAGAAGAGAGAAAAAAAUCACAUGCUGCCUUGAUUUACAUGCUGGCAACAUUGUAAAGAAGGUAGAUGCGUAUGAAUAGUCUGAAGGAUUCAGAUACAUUUGGAACUGUGGAGAUGUGUUUUCAUACAGCCGGGCUUUUCUUUUCUCCCCUCCCCUCCCCUGAAGAGGAAAAGACAGCAAGAGAGGAAGAGAGAGCAGACUAACAGCUGUACUACUGAAAUACUCACAUGUCUCACCACGACCUGGGUUAUAGGAGAAAAAUAAAAGCAAGGUGCUGCGAGUGCAACUCUGCUCUCUCUUACUGGUACUAUGAGAGGGAUGGACAGUACUUCUGUAGGCAGGACUACUGGGCUCGCUUUGGGGAGCCGUGUCGCGGCUGCUCCGACGUCAUCACUAAUGGCGUAAUUAUGGUGGCUGGCACACAGAAGUACCAUUCAGAAUGUUUCAUCUGUGAAAACUGUGGCAUGUUUAUAGGAGAUGGGGAUUCAUAUACCUUAGUGGAGCACUCCAAAUUAUACUGUGGGCAGUGUUACUACAAGAUUGCAUCAGUGAGGCAUCCAGGGGAAGAAUGUUCCGCACUCCCUCAUACAGUAGCAUUGGUCUCAUUCCCUCCUUCACUAGAAAGCAGGAGAGGUCUCUCUCUGAGGGUGGACCAGUGCCCUAUAAAUGCAAACAGCCCCAUUGUCAGAGUAUCUCAAUUAGAUUCAAACAACAUGAGUCCUGAGAUUAGUGGAAUGAUUCAUGUUGGAGACACUGUGCUUGAGAUCAAUGGAAUCUCCGUUAAGAACAUCCCGCUCGACGAGAUUGACCUGGUGAUUCACGACAUUGAGACAAGCCUAAAACUCACUGUUGAGCACCACCCUAAUGGCUGCCCUAAGGAGGAUCCAUUUGACCUGCUGGAGGAAGAGUCAGAUCAAACGGGGAAAUUAGAUUACUUCUCCAAUCAGAGCCUCAGCCUCCUCCACCGCCCCAGGAACAUUCUGCGUAGCUGCAGCAUUGAGAAAACUCAAUGUUUACAACGCCACUUUCCACUGCUUUCUCAAAGAAGAGACAUUAAUCGUUCAGAGUCUUUGCGUGUCGAUCCUGCUGACAAAACCCAGCGUAUCUUCCGCCCCUCUGACCUUAUUUAUGGGGAGGUGCUAGGCAGGGGCUGCUUUGGACAAGCCAUCAAGGUUACACACCGGGAAACAGGUGAGGUCAUGGUGAUGAAAGAACUUCUUCGUUUUGAUGAAGAGACUCAGAAGACAUUUCUCAAGGAGGUAAAAGUGAUGCGCUGUCUGGAUCAUCCAAAUGUCCUGAAGUUUAUUGGCAUCCUCUACAAAGAUAAGCGAGUAAAUUUCAUCUCAGAGUAUGUGCCAGGAGGGACCCUAAGGGAAACUAUACAGAAAAUGGGAAGCGAUUAUCCCUGGAGUCUUAGAAUAAGCUAUGCAAAGGAUAUCUCUGCAGGAAUGGCCUACCUGCACUCCAUGAAUGUUAUCCAUCGUGAUCUCAACUCACAUAACUGUUUUGUCAGAGAGAAUCAGAGCGUAGUGGUGGCUGAUUUUGGGUUGUCCCAGCUUGUAAUGGAAGAUAAAUCCCAGAGACAGAAUUCUAGUCCUGAACAAAUGUUCAAGCUAAAGAAACCUCAGAGAAAGAAAAGGUACACAGUGGUGGGGAAUCCAUAUUGGAUGGCACCAGAGAUGAUCCGAGGAAUAAGCUAUGAUGAACGAGUUGACAUUUUCUCUUUUGGAAUCAUUCUCUGUGAGAUUAUUGGCCGAGUAUAUGCAGAUCCAGACUAUCUACCUCGCACUAUGGAAUUUGGCCUAGGUGUGAAUGAAUUCCUGGGGCGCUGCUAUCCCUCAGAAUGCCCCCUUGCUUUCUUUCCUAUUGCAGCUCUUUGCUGUGACAUGGAAACUGAAAAACGUCCCAUAUUUGCAACGUUAGAACAAUGGUUGGAGAAUUUGCUUAUGCAUUUGGACAUUGGACUUCCUCUAAUGUCAGAACUGCAUAAGCUGCAGCAAACCUUCUGGGAAAACCAUGACCAGCUUCAUCAGGCUAACAGUUUGCCAUCCGAACAAAACGAGAAACCACUGACAAGUCAAGUGUGAAUUAUGCUGUGAAUGUCUGACGUCAAUGUGAAGAACUUGUGAACCCUUACAAGGAAACUUUCAAAAGGAAAAAGUAAUUUCAGUACAAUCUGGAACCCACAUAUUGGCCAUAUACUACAGCACUACAGUAAUGGCAUUUAAUGAAGCAGCCAAUAGCUGUAGUGGUGUGGGCAGUGCUAAGUGAACAAAUCUAUCAAUUUGUCUAAAUACUAUUUAGGUUGGGACAAAUACUGAAAAUUAACAACAAAAACUGUUAAUAGCAGGCCUAAAUGUGUCCUAGAGAUGCAUAAUUGUACUCCUAUAUUUUGUCUAGCCUUUGUACUCAUUAAGUAUUAAAUACUGUGAAUCUUUGCAUACAACUUGACGUAUACAUUGAGUUACACUGUGGCAUUUUAAGCUUUUUUAAAGGUUGCUUAUGGUUAUAUAUAAUUUAUUUUAAACACAAAUAUUUUAACUACCAAUAUUUUCUUCUACUUUGUUACAAAUUAUUCACAUACCAUAGGACCCUUGCAGACCUACUCUGCCGAUUUUCAGAAUAUGACCAACUUCUUUUGUUGACUCCCUGAAAUAUAGAGGGACAAUAUCUAUAUUUGUCAAUCUUUAUUUACUAUCAUUUGCCUGAUCAGUAAGAAUGGUUAAUAUUACUAGAAUUUAAUCUUUUAGUUGAUAUAUCAAAUCUAUUCUUUCAACAAUCAUUUUACUUAGACUAAGUAGGACAAAUGCAGGAAUAAAUUAAUGCAGUAAAUAAAUAAUUAUGUAUGCAUUCAUUCAACAAUUAACAUUUUUAUAUUGUCAUGGCAUGGCCCCCUCCUGCUAGGCUCCUCCCAGUUUGUAUGUGUGUGUGUCUAGCACUAUGUGCCUACCUUGUUCAUUGGUCUUGUCGCAUCUGUCUAUAGUUAUGUUCAUUGUUAGCCCACAUAUUUAAACCCUUGUUUUAUUGUUGUCGGCAUUUGACCCCAUGGUAUACACACUUCGUUGUGUGAAACUUUACCAUGAGACUUAGUGUUGCUGUUUGUUUUGUUUGUCAGUAACAUAGUGCUGUUUUCCUGUUUGAGUUAGUUCGUCAUUGUGUUGACGAACCACGGCUUGUCUUUGCAUCCUGCUUCGCCUCCACCGUCACAUAUAGAUUUAUAAUGUAGGGCAUUAAAUGAAAGGAUCCUCGGGAUUCCAGAAUUCAGAUGUACUCUGACCUGGGUGCAGCUUGGUCAUAGAAUAAACAUUCAUCAUCACAGUACAGCAGAGGGAUGAAUUGGUAGAAUAAUAAUAAUUAAAAAAAACCUUGCCUUAAUAAACAGCAAGCUAUGCUUAAUGCUAUUUAAAAUAUUAUGAUUCCCCUACUGUGUCUACUCCCUUUUUCAGGUAGUAGACAAGUUUCAAUCCCAACACCUUAUGUCAUAAUCAAUCCCUUCCAUGUUCCAUGUUUUCCCUGUCAUGGGUAGUUCCGUUCCAUAGUUUCAUUUUGUCCUCACAUUGUUUGAUUGCUUAGACCUGUCCCUCGUUUUGAGUUGAUGUAUUUAAACCCUGUUGUGUGCCUUGGUCGUUGCUGUUCAUUGUUAGUUAGUUUGGAGG
This is a messenger RNA of Electrophorus electricus (electric eel), 3692 nucleotides long. RefSeq names its product LIM domain kinase 1b (gene limk1b). The record is from RefSeq and is a predicted model, not a curated record. Gene Ontology annotation, cellular component: neuron projection; cytoplasm; nucleus. Gene Ontology annotation, biological process: positive regulation of stress fiber assembly; actin cytoskeleton organization; protein phosphorylation. Gene Ontology annotation, molecular function: ATP binding; protein binding; protein serine/threonine kinase activity. NCBI's taxonomy places the organism in Eukaryota, Metazoa, Chordata, Actinopteri, Gymnotiformes, Gymnotidae.